AUGGACAUGAACCUGACGCGUCCGGACAACGCCACCCUCCUGAUGCUGCGGGACCCGGCCAUCGCGGUGGUCCUGCCGGUGGUGUACUCGCUGGUGGCGCUGAUCAGUAUCCCCGGCAACUUGUUCUCCCUGUGGGUGCUGUGCCGCCACAUCGGACCCAAGACGCCCUCGGUCAUCUUCAUGAUCAACCUGAGCGUCACGGACCUGAUGCUGGCCUGCGUGUUGCCCUUCCAGAUCUACUACCACUGCAACGGCAACCACUGGGUGUUCGGCGAGCUGCUGUGCAACGUGGUGACCGUGGCCUUCUACGCGAACAUGUACUCCUCCAUCCUCACCAUGACCUGCAUCAGCGUCGACCGCUUCCUGGGCGUCGUGUACCCGCUGGCGUCCGCGCGCUGGCGCUGCCGUCGCUACGCCGUGGCCGCCUGCGCCGGCACGUGGCUCCUGCUGCUGGCCGCCCUGUCGCCGCUGGCCCGCACGGACCUCACCUACGCCGUGGAGGUGCUGGGCAUCGUCACCUGCUUCGACGUCCUCAAGUCCACCAUGCUGCCCAGCGUGGCCAUGUGGGCUGUGUUCCUCUUCACCCUGUUCCUCGUGCUCUUCCUCGUUCCCUUUGUGGUCACCGUGGCCUGCUACACGGCCACCAUCCUCACGCUGCUGCGCUCGGCCGACAGCCACGGGGAGGCCCGGAGGACGCGCGCCGUGUGCCUGGCGGCCGUGGUGCUCCUGGCCUUCGUCACCUGCUUCGCGCCCAACAACUUCGUGCUGCUGGCCCACGUGGUCAGCCGGCUCUUCUUCGGCCGCAGCUACUACCACGUGUACAAGCUCACGCUCUGCCUCAGCUGCCUGAACAACUGCCUGGACCCCUUCGUCUACUACUUCGCGUCCCGCGAGUUCCAGCUCCACAUGCGGCACUACUUGGGCUACAGGCCCCUGCCCACCGGCAGCCCCGAGGGGCACCUCGAGAGCCUCGGCUCCGGACGCACGCUGUCCGUGCGCUCCGUGGAGGGGCUGGACGCCGCCGGCCGGCCCAGCGUCAAGCGCCAGGAGAGCGUGUUCUGA
Molecule: messenger RNA, 1062 nt
Organism: Mesoplodon densirostris (Blainville's beaked whale)
Lineage: Eukaryota; Metazoa; Chordata; Mammalia; Artiodactyla; Ziphiidae
Gene: P2RY8
Product: P2Y receptor family member 8
Exons: 1
Coding region: 1-1062 (353 amino acids)
Biological process (GO): phospholipase C-activating G protein-coupled receptor signaling pathway; positive regulation of Rho protein signal transduction
Cellular component (GO): membrane
Molecular function (GO): G protein-coupled receptor activity
Source: RefSeq, a predicted model, not a curated record